Messenger RNA from Cuscuta epithymum, 1375 nucleotides. The record is from the annotation of a GenBank genome assembly. Lineage: Eukaryota; Viridiplantae; Streptophyta; Magnoliopsida; Solanales; Convolvulaceae.
GGCCUGUUUUUGUGAAGCGUGUUUAUGGUUACAUUCUUUCUUCACCACGGCAGUCGGGAAGUUUUUUAUUUGUGGUGAAGCCCAUUCCAAAACGAGACAAAGAGGGAGAUGUCGAUUCUGUGGGAGAAGAGCCAAACAUGGAGGUGGUUAGUUAGGAGGACGAAGGAUUCCAGACCGUUCUUCAUAGGCUUCGCUACCGUAUGCGGCGUUAUUCCCGGCGUGAUCGGAUAUACCGUCAUGCAGCUUACUAGCUCCACCAAUCCGGAACUCGAAGCCAAGCUCCGCCGUGAUGCUCGGCCCGAAAGCUUAAUGAUGGGGAAGGUUAAUAAAGAGAGGUUAGCAGAGUAUCUUGGGGAGCUGCAGAGGAAGGAGAAUACAAAUGACAGAUAUGUUGCUGCAUUAAAAGGAGAGACAUUGACCAGAAAACCUUAUGUGAGAAUACAACCAGUUCCUACGUCUGAGGAUAAAGUUAACACAAGGAAGUAGGUUGGUGUUUUUUGUUCAAUAGGUAUUGCAUUACGAAUAGAGCUCGUGUCUUGCAAUUCAGAUAAUGCCUAUGCCUACUUUAUUAUAUACAUUGCAAAGGGUUUCAUAAACAUUGAUAAUACGUGAAGUCAGGCACAAUUUGGAGACUACUUAUUUUCUUGAGCUUCAGUUAUUUCUUUCUGUAAUGUAUCUUAGCUUUCUAAAUGACUUUGCUGGAUGAUGUGUUUUGGGGUUGGUUAACCAUUAAUUUGAUUUUAUGUACUUGAUAUGUGUUGGGUGAGAUGAAAUGUUGUCAAUUGAAUAUUUAGAUGUCAUAUACGUCUAAAGAAAUGAACAUGGUUACCAAACUAACUAUGUUUUUGGAUUGGGAUUGACACUUUGAGAGUGUUACUUAAAAUGAUGUAUGUAGUGUAGCGAGGAGAAGGGCAGGGAUUGGAAUCUUUUUGGAUUUGAUAUGCGUAUAAAUGAGCGGAUCAUAGAGGGUUAUUAGUUCUCCCCUUUGGAUUACAAAGUAAAUGGCAGGAGCGGUUAAUUUUUUUAUUGUUAACUCAAUGAAGGGAAAACAGGUUUUCUGCCUUCCAUUUGCUCCAUGUUGUAGCAUGUACAAGAUGCCAUCACUUCAAACUAUUAUCAGGACGAAGCACCCAUGCUGACCAUCGAUUUGGAGUCCACCUAUAUAUAGCUAAGCUUGGUUUGCGAUAAAUUUAAUUGCUUAUCCCUGAACAUGAAUAGUUUUCUUUUAUAAUUUUGUGGGUCUGUGUGCUUAAAGCUCACUGUUGGACCAUGUUGGUCGUUCAUUAUCCAAAUAUUCGGCUCUUAUAUUUACUAUAUUUAAAUAUAUUAUUAGAACCGGGCCGGACCGAGUAUAAGAAUUGGACCCAGAAUUGGA